Messenger RNA from Geodia barretti, 2226 nucleotides. NCBI's taxonomy places the organism in Eukaryota, Metazoa, Porifera, Demospongiae, Tetractinellida, Geodiidae. The record is from the annotation of a GenBank genome assembly.
AUGGUCGCCGUCACCAGCGAGUCCACCGAUCUGAUCGCUCGCGUUUCCGAGUACGUGGAGGAUGCGAGCCAACUGGAACGCAUCAGGUCGGCCUACGACUUCGCGGACCGGUGUCACGAUGGGCAGAUGCGGCGGUCCGGCGACCCUUAUAUCGUGCACCCACUGGCGGCCGCCACCAUCCUCGCCGACCUGUUCCUGGACCCCGACACCAUCAUGGCGGCCCUGCUGCACGACGUGGUGGAAGAUUGCGGCGUGGACGUGGACGAACUGAAGUCCCGCUUCGGGGCCAACGUGUCCCGCCUGGUUGACGGCGUCACCAAGCUGACCCGCGUCGACUAUCGGCCGCCUGAUGCAGAGGCCAAUGGCUCCGCGCCGAUGGAGAACCUGUACGCCGAAAGCCUGCGCAAGAUGCUGGUGGCCAUGGCCGAGGACAUCCGCGUGGUGCUCAUCAAGCUCGCCGACCGGCUCCACAACAUGCGCACGCUGGACGCACUCCCCGAAGAUAAGCGGCGGCGCAUUGCCCAGGAGACCCUGGACGUUUACUCUCCCCUGGCCCAUCGGCUAGGGAUUUGGGAGUUGAAGUGGCAGCUUGAUGACCUGGCCUUCCGGCACCUGAAUGAAACCCGCUACCGGGAGAUUUCCCGGAUGCUGGCGGUACGCAGGUCCCAGCGCGAGGCCUACGUGGCCGACGUUGCAGAUCGGCUGAAGGCUGAGUUGGCGGACAAUCUCCUCCGCGCGGACGUGAACGGCCGGCCCAAGGGUAUCUACUCCAUACACAACAAGAUCGAGAAGUACGCGGCCGAGGGCAAGGAACUCAGCGACAUCUACGACCUGUACGCCCUCCGCGUCGUCGUCGACGAGAUGGCCGAUUGCUACACCGCCCUGGGUAUCGCCCACCGCAUGUGGAGCCCGAUCCCCGGCCAGUUCGACGACUACAUUGCCACGCCGAAGAAGAACAUGUACCAGGCGCUGCACACCACCGUGCUGUGCGAAGGCGGGCACCCGCUGGAAGUGCAGAUCAAGACCCGCGAUAUGCACCAGGUGGCGGAAUAUGGCGUGGCCGCCCACUGGCGAUACAAGGAGCGGGGCGGUUCGCCCGGAGGAAACGCCACCUUUGAGGAGCGGAUGACCGGGCUGCGCCAGCUGCUGGAAUGGCAGAGGGAAACACCGGACACCGAUGAGUUCCUGGAGCGGGUCCGCGAAGACCUGUUCCAUGACCAGGUAUUCGUCUACACCCCCAAGGGCGAUAUCAUGGAGAUGGCCGCGGGCGCCACGCCCAUCGACUUCGCCUACAAGAUCCAUACCGACCUGGGCCACCGCAUCUCCGGCGCCAAGGUGAACGGCAAGCUGAUGUCGUUGGACACGCCCCUGCAUAACGGCGACACCGUGGAGGUGGUUGCCGGAAAGACCGGGCGCGGGCCCUCACCGGACUGGCUGAACCCGGCGCGCGGAUACGUGGCGACCAACGGUACGCGUCAGAAAAUUCGCUCGUGGUUCAACCGGCAGGCCCGGAGCGCCAAUAUCAGCCGGGGACGCGAGCUCCUCCGGCGCGAACUGCGACGGAUGGGCGUCAGGAUGUCCGACCGCGCGGUCAUCGAGGGGUGCCGCUACGAGACCAUGGAGGACCUCCUGGCCGCCCUGGGUUCCGGCGAGCUCAGCGACUCCGCUCUCUCCGCGCGGUUGAGUCAGCACCGCAACGAGGAGAUCGACGAGACGUCCUGGAUGCCCAAGCUCCGGGGAUCGACGUCGCUGUCCAGCCCGUCGUCCGGCAUAACCGUGCUGGGCGUGGGUGACCUAUUGACCAGCAUCGCCCGCUGCUGCAAUCCCAUCCAGGGCGAUCCGAUCAUCGGCUUCGUCACGCGCUCCCGUGGUGUCAGCGUGCACAAGGGAGGCUGCAUCAACGUGCUCAACGAGGACGAGCAGGAGCGGCUGGUUCCGGUUUCGUGGGGGCAGAAGCGGGAACUGUAUCCGGUCCGCAUCCGCAUUGAGGCCAUGGACCGGGUGGGCCUGCUGCGUGACGUUACCAUCAAGGUCUCGGACGACAAGAUCAACAUCGCCUGGGCCGUGACCCGCGAGAAUGACGAUGCCACGGUCAGCAUGGAGUUCACCAUCCACGUGAAGGACCUCGAGGAGCUGAACCGGGUGUUCUCCCGCAUCGAGGGGAUACGCGGGGUCACCUCGGUGAACCGCGUCACCAGUAGUCCCCUGAGGCAGACCGAGCGCUGA